Rhopilema esculentum is the source of this 3159-nucleotide messenger RNA. Its product is annotated as ras-related protein Rap-2c. The record is from RefSeq and is a predicted model, not a curated record. Gene Ontology annotation, cellular component: membrane. NCBI's taxonomy places the organism in Eukaryota, Metazoa, Cnidaria, Scyphozoa, Rhizostomeae, Rhizostomatidae. Gene Ontology annotation, biological process: signal transduction. Gene Ontology annotation, molecular function: GTP binding; GTPase activity.
UUGGCAAAAAGUCUUGGCCACCCUUUCCGCUUUUGUGCUCGUCAUCUGUCCUGGUGAACGUUGUGUAUCAAAAUAUGAGAUUAUGUUUUAUUAGGGGUGCACAGGUUUACAUAACAUGGUACUUGGAUUGGUUUGACAAGUAAUCUGAAAGAUUUAAAUAUCUUUUCAGCAGGGAGAGGAUCGAAAAUAUUAUAUGACUUCUUUAUUUGGCCUAACGAACGCAUAACAACAUGAGGGAGUAUAAAGUGGUUGUGUUGGGAUCAGGAGGCGUUGGCAAGAGUGCCUUAACAGUUCAGUUCGUCUCAAACCAAUUUCUUGAAAAAUAUGAUCCCACUAUCGAGGAUUUUUAUCGUAAAGAAAUCGAGGUAGAUGAAAUACCGUCGGUGCUCGAGAUACUCGACACAGCAGGAACCGAACAGUUUGCAUCAAUGCGCGACCUGUACAUAAAGAAUGGCCAAGGAUUUCUUCUCGUCUACUCUAUUACAAAUAUGCAGACAUUACAAGAUUUAGCACCAAUGAGAGAUCAAAUAACAAGAGUUAAGGGAACAGAAAAGGUACCAAUUAUUCUAGUAGGAAAUAAAAAGGAUAUGCACGAUGAAAGAGAUGUUCGUCCAGAGGAAGGUCAAUCAAAAGCAAAUGAGUGGAAUCACUGCCCAUUCUUCGAAACUUCAGCAAAGACGAGGGAAAAUGUGAACGAAGUGUUUGCAGAAAUUGUUAGGAGGAUAAACCUUGCUGAACACACUUUACAAAAACAAAACGGUUGUUGCUCCAUUCUAUAAUUGAUAGAUCCUAUUAAUUAUUGAAUGUGGUUUCCGGCCUAUAAUAAUUCAAAUGAGGUAUUACCCCUACCACUGUUAGGGAAUUAUUUUUCAUAACCCCCAUCGAUUAACUAGUGUCCAAAGUACAAUUCAUUAUCAAGUAUCAAGUUUAUUCGACUUUUUUUCAAAUCUAAUUUCAUACAAAGGGAACUAAAAGUGGGACACCUAUUUCCCCACUUUUUAUCCCUUUGAAUGUUCAAAUGUAUUUGUAAACAAGGGACUUAGACUCAUUCACUUAAUAGAACCACAAGAUGGGUAUGAUAUAUCUCCUAGAAGUGUUUUCAAUAUAAACUCUUUUUUAAAAGUUUAUUAUGGUGCAUACAGCUGCCCAUGCCUUAUCCUUAGGCACUUUAAACCUUGCCUUGCAACAUUCCUCAGCUCAGCCUCCCAGUGUGUAGAAAACCAUGAUAAUCACUUUUGAUACUUCCCUAAUUUUAGGUGAGAUAUGAUUAAUUUGUAAUGAUAGCUAAGUAUAUUUCUUUUUUUCACUUUUUCAGACAUAUGUUUAUUUUAGCAGUUAACUACUGGUGGAUAAUUGUAUUUGAUCUUAUCCUUUAUCUUUAACAGCAUCAGUUUACAAAUUGAUUACUUUUCAUCAAGGCUGUUUGCUACAAAGGGCUACAAAAAAGACUCAAACCAACAUUUUGCAGCCAAGCGCAUUUGAUCAUUUUAAGUCCUAUUUAUAUCCACAACUUUGCCUUUGUUGAGUUACCUGGAAAAGCAGAAAGGACAGGUAGCAAAAAGCUACAUCUACACUGCAGCUAAAACAUAGGAUAAAAUAUACUGUAGUUUUUCUUAAAGACUCAUUGUUAACAAUGAGCCAUGGCGCUAUGCAAGCAUCCCAGAAUGCAUUUUCAGAAAGUCUGAAAUCAAUUAUGGUUAAUAUGUAGAAGUUUACUGCCAUUGUUUUGAUUGUCGACCAGAAAAUUUGCCACCCUAGCAAAGGCUCAUUGUUAGUAAUGAGUCUUUAAGUUUUGCUUUCAUGUGAAUGUGCUCAUAAAUAAUAAUGAUUAAAGAUUGUUUGGGCUAUCACCAAUCUUGUGAGGUUUAAGAAUACUUCAAGUUGAAAUGAAAAGCUUUUCAUUUGAUUUUUUGAAGGUGAUUUGGCUCAAACCUAUGAAGUCCUAUACUUUUUACACAAAUUAUCAAUGACCUCCCCUAUUUUCUCCCCUCUGGCUCUAGAAAGAAAUAUACAGCAUCUUGUCUACUUUGUGCAAAAGGCUUGAAACCUUAAAAGUAAUGUGUCCAUAUAAAAGGACUGCAUAUACCCAACCUGUCAAGUAACAUCAAAAUAAUGUCUUGUAAUUGGUCAGUGUUCUUGUGAUGCAAAACUGCUAAUAUGAAAAGCUAAUCUUGUAGCAGGGUGGAUAAACAGAACAACAGUAAUGGCUGGGGCAAUGGUAUGAAAAGUCACUUGUUUCUGAAAACCCUGCAGAGCUGCUUGCAUUAGCUUUACCUUUAACAGAUACAGGUUCAAAUACUUUGCUUCUUUCAUGCUUACUGAUUUGCACCUUCUUAAAUUGACCAAUAUAGCUAACUGACAAAAAUUUUAUCAUACAUUUGCUCAUCAUGCUUCUCUCCAAAACACUGUUUGCUGAGUUUUGUUAUGGAAUUAAAGCUUUUUCAAAAUCGUUCCUACAAAACUUUAAAAAUUAUAUAACACAAACAAUUGACAAUACAUAGUUUCAAAAUUUCAAGCCCUGAAAGAAACCUCCUGUCCAGUGCCAACAGAAGAACAAUCUUGUUUGUGAUUAGAUUUUCAAGGAGCAUUAGUUCAAGUUAGAUUUCAUGUUGAAAGCUGUCAAAAUCAACACCUUUUAGCCAGUAAGUGCAUUAUAGCUAGAACUACCUUCAAAGAAGCAAAAUUUUGGCUAAACUUUCAAGUCCCUCAAUAGUUAAAGUUUCAUUUGUACUGUAAAAUGGUCUUAGUAAUUGAUUUUGUGGUGAUAAGUUAAGGUAAUUUUCCUGUUGUGAGUAAAUUGGUAAUUAUUUUGUGUGGUUUAGUUUAGCAACAGAAAACAGAGAUAACAGAAAAGGGAAUUAGUUCCCAUUUUUAAUAUUCAUCUGCUCAUAAAAUUUAGAGGGAGAGACGAUAUCCUUAUCACGUAGAAUAAUACAAAGUUGUAUCUAGAGAUAUACAGAUUUAUUGUUAUAUGUUAUAUGUAACAGUGUUUUAAUAAAUAUGGAAAGUGAUAGUAGAUGCAGAAACGUUUGCAUUUGAAGAACAUCGUUUUAUUCUGUAAUGAUCACUGUUUUACUUUAGGUUUAAAGGUAGCCUGGUUUUCAAUUUUAUUCAUGCAUAAAGUAUGUUUGAUUAUGAACGUCAGUAGCAUAUGAGAGA